AUGCUCUCCCUCAAAGCAACUACCGCACUUGCUUGCGGACUUCUCAUGGCUGUUACCACCGAGGCCAAACUCAAUUUCGGAAUGGACGCCAGCAGCAACUCCGUCAGGAUCAAUGCCCGUGGCGAGAAUCCGUGCGGUCACAAAGUCACUUUGAACAACGGCCAGACCUACAGUCUAGAAGGCUGUGGUGGUCAGCAGUUUAUCCUGAACGGCGAUGGAUCCUUCAACAUCUGA
Messenger RNA from Pyrenophora tritici-repentis Pt-1C-BFP, 234 nucleotides. RefSeq lists its product as uncharacterized. NCBI's taxonomy places the organism in Eukaryota, Fungi, Ascomycota, Dothideomycetes, Pleosporales, Pleosporaceae. The record is from RefSeq and is a predicted model, not a curated record.